Molecule: messenger RNA, 654 nt
Organism: Opisthocomus hoazin
Lineage: Eukaryota; Metazoa; Chordata; Aves; Opisthocomiformes; Opisthocomidae
Gene: CD83
Product: CD83 molecule
Source: RefSeq, a predicted model, not a curated record
AUGUCUCCAGCAGUCUAUGCUCUGCUCAUCAGCCUGUGCAAUGUUUGGUGCUUGAUCAGUGGGGCUUCUGUGGCGGUCCCAGAUGUUACUGUGAGAUGUGCUGAAGAAGUGCUGCUGCCCUGUAAAGUUCUUCGGGACUCCUCAAUCACCUACCAGACAGCAUCUUGGUAUAAAAUGGCUGGAGAUGGUGAAAGAAUAGCAUGGAAAAUGCUUGAUGUGGAAUCUCAUUAUCCUAAAGAACUUGGAGGAUCCCUGGAGCUUUCCAACGACACCUUCUUUUCACUGAGGAUCAAAAAUGCAACCAGCCAAAACAGCGGGACAUAUAAGUGCGCUCUGGGGGAACAGAGUGGAGAACGCAAUCUGAGCAGCACAGUCGCACUGAAAGUAACAGGUUGCCCUGGAAUAGAAGAUGAAAAACUAAAAAAAUACAAAGCUGAGCUUUUCAUGCUGACUUGCCUUGGGAUUUUUUACUUGCUGCUCAUCUUUUUUACCUGUACAUGUCUAAGAAAAGAGAGUAUGUCUCCCAAUUAUCAAAAAAACAGACCAGAUAUGAAACACAUGCUCACCCUCCUCAAUGUACAUGAAAUGACAACUUUCCAGGAUUUAAACGGCAACAGCACUUGCAAAAAUGAACUUACUUCAAGUUCUGUCUAA